AUGCAAUGCCAAAUUUGUUGUACAAAGAAGUCGCAGUUCUACUGUAAUAACUGUUUAAACAUAUCACCAAACUUAGUUCUAUCCAAAAAGUUUGCAUUAAUUGAAAUUAAGAACGAAAAUGAGAAACUUCACUUUAAAAUCAAUAAAAUUUUGAAUUUUAACCAAAAAAACACUACUUUGCUCUCUUCUAAAUUUGAAAAAGCUGCCAUGUUAAGUUCUAGAAGAACCAAUUUGAAGAUUUCCUGUAAUAUUGAUUUAGUGGCAAAACGUGUACAAGAGAAACGUGAAAAGAUUAGUCAAUUGAAACAAAAACUUGAGUGUCUGAAAAAUAAGGGAGAACUGGUCGAGGAAGUACAAGAACGUGCUCACAUUAGAAAUGAAUGGGAGCAUAAGAUUUCUCAAAUAACUUCUAUUGUUCACAAACAGCGUCAUGCUAAAUUGGAGAUGUUAAGGAAUUGGUUACUACUACGAAAAAGAGAGAAUUCCACUGAAUUGCCAUAUACGAUAUCCUUUCAGCCCAUAAUUUCAGUCAAAAAUAUAAAUAAAUUACCAAAAUUUAUUCUUUCAGAAUCAAUUUCCGUCAUCUUCAAGUUUUUUCAUAUUUUCAGCACGUUCUAUUUGAAUUUGUCAUUACCUUAUUCUUUAGAGACUAAGGAAGAUAAUUUAUUAGACUUAUGUGGGAAAAUAGUCAUCAAUUCUAUUUAUAUAGCAAGAUUGUUCAAGCAAAUACCGUACAGAUAUUCAAUUGACUUACGUGCAUUACUAGAAACGUAUGAUAUAGAUGGGUUCUUCUUCAGUGUUAUGAAUUUUGAGAAGCUGGAUCAUCUUAAGUUAGUAAAAGAUGAAGAAUCAAACUACACCCUGAAUUUGAAAUAUACGACACGAUGUAUAUUAGAACUGUUAAAUGGUGAUGCAGUUCAGGAUUCUUCUCAAGUGAUAUAUGAUCAAGAUAGAUGGUUUGUAGUUAAAUGA
This is a messenger RNA of Kazachstania africana CBS 2517, 972 nucleotides long. It is a transcript of the gene ATG14, whose product is annotated as Atg14p. Gene Ontology annotation, biological process: macroautophagy. The record is from RefSeq and is a predicted model, not a curated record. NCBI's taxonomy places the organism in Eukaryota, Fungi, Ascomycota, Saccharomycetes, Saccharomycetales, Saccharomycetaceae. The transcript has a single exon. The coding region runs from base 1 to 972 and encodes 323 amino acids.